This is a messenger RNA of Puccinia graminis f. sp. tritici CRL 75-36-700-3, 438 nucleotides long. RefSeq lists its product as uncharacterized. The record is from RefSeq and is a predicted model, not a curated record. The transcript is spliced from 2 exons. Lineage: Eukaryota; Fungi; Basidiomycota; Pucciniomycetes; Pucciniales; Pucciniaceae. The coding region runs from base 1 to 438 and encodes 145 amino acids.
AUGGAUACUGAUUGGUGCAUUGUUUGCGAUACGAAGAUUUUUCCUCACCACAGUAUUUCUUGUGAAAAUCACGAGGAUGAAGAGGAAAGUGGGGACCAGUCGACACAACCUCCCGUCAUAAUCCCAUUCUCUGCAUUUUGUUCGCAAGACUGUUUGAUAAAAUCUUAUGUCGAAGCGGCAUCCCAAGUGCAAGCAUCCCAAAACCCCAAGAACAAAACUGGUGGACUUAGCGGAACUCACAGUAACGAAUCGCUUAUGCUUUAUCCCGGCCAUCUAAAGAAAAAUACGAAGUCGAGCGGCGAAGGAUCUCUCGCUAAAUUCAAGUCUAACUCGAAGUACAUUUCCGUCUAUCCAGGGAGAAAAAAAGUUGUUAGCGAAUUCACUUUGAAUAGUUGUGGCUCAUCUAGUUCUACAGCAUCGUCAUCCUCUUCUUCAUAG